Molecule: messenger RNA, 3070 nt
Organism: Pimephales promelas (fathead minnow)
Lineage: Eukaryota; Metazoa; Chordata; Actinopteri; Cypriniformes; Leuciscidae
Gene: alcamb
Product: activated leukocyte cell adhesion molecule b
Biological process (GO): cell adhesion
Cellular component (GO): plasma membrane
Source: RefSeq, a predicted model, not a curated record
CAUCUCACAGUCUCAACAGAUGAGACACGUGGGGAGCAACCUCAAAGUUUGAAUUUUACUGACGUAGUCUACGCUGUCUAUACUGUACUGUAGUUUCCACAUCUUUAUCCAGCAGGUACGCUGUAACGCAAGGAUAUUAUUUCUCAAGAUUAAGUGCAACACAGUUCCAGACUACCGAAAGAUGCACUCUACCGGCUUGUUAACGUGUCUGCUCACCGUAUGCUUGAUAAAUCAAGUGAGUGGCUCGGAAACUGUCACUGGAAAACAUGGAGACACUGUUGAAAUCCCAUGCAACAAAGGCCGUGUCAUGGAAGGGCUUGUUAAAUGGAAAUAUGACAAUGGCAAUAUUCUGGUGAAGCGAUCGGGUCAGAAUGCCUCCAUUUCGGAAGAUGCGAACUACAAGAACAGAGUCGAUAUCAAAGAAGAUUUUGGCCUCAUCAUCAGAGAAGUGACCAUGGCAGAUCAGAAAACCUUCACCUGCAUGGUGUCGGGGGAAUAUGACAUUUUUGAGUACCCUGUUCAACUGGCCAUUUACAAGCUUCCAUCACAACCUCAGAUUACAAACCAAACCACUGCAAUGGCGGUUGGCAAACUAACUAAGUUAGCGCAGUGUCGUACUGAAAAUGCCAAUCCAGCUGCCAACAUCACAUGGUUCAAGAACAAAACUCCGCUUUUGUCUGAUGGAUCAGCCAUUAAAAUCAGUACAACUGUAGAUGUUGAUAAAUCGACGGGACUGUCUUCAACAAAAUCUGACCUUGAGUAUACAGCAAUGAAGGAAGACAUUGGUGCAAAUUUCACCUGUCAGAUUCAACACAUCCGGUCUGCUAACAUGGAUUCCUCCCCUCUUACCUUCACUGUGAACUACCCUACCGAGAAGGUCACUCUUCAAGUGGUGCCCCAGGGUCCUUUUAAGGAAGGGGAUAACGUGACCCUCAAAUGCACUGCAGAUGGAAACCCUCCACCUUCUAGCUACAUCUUCUACAUGAAGGGAGAGAAAAAGGCAGUGGAGAACUCCAACACAUACACCUUGACCAAUGUCACCCGGGAAAGCACUGGAGAAUACAAAUGUUCUCUGGUGGACAGUGAGGAUAUGGCGGCUUCAUUACCCAUCACAGUUGAAUAUCUUGAUGUGGAUCUUGUCCCCACUGGUCUAAUUUUCAAGGGACUUGGCGAGCGUUUUGAGUUGACCAUAGACGUUAUGGCUUCAGGAACACCAAAAACAUCUUGGAGAAAGGGCAAUAUCAAGCUGGAUAGCCUGCCCAAGUUUGACAAGUUGAAGUACUCCGACUCUGGGGUGUAUGAGUGUGUUGUUUCCAUGUCUGGCCUCAAGAAGACACGAACAUUUGAAUUAAUAGUUCAAGGUUCUCCAGUGAUCAAGAACCUAAUCAAGAAUCGUGGUGUUGGAAGCGUGAACAAGGUCCUGACUUGUGAGGCUGAAGCCUUUCCAAAACCCACAGUACAGUGGAGUGUCAAUGGCACAGAUGUUGCUGAGAGUGCUUAUGUGGAUGGCAAAGUCACAUACAGCAUUACUAUCAUUCCAAAGGUCAAUCUCACUGUGUCCUGCACGGUCUCUAAUGUCUUUGGCUCUGUAAAUAAGAGCAUUAAUGUGUCACCACUUAUUGAUGAUGACCUGUCAGUUGAAAAACAAGAUCAGAAAGAUGACCGAGGUGACCAGACAUCACUUGCUGUUGGCAUUGUUUUUGGGCUGAUUCUGGCUGUUUUUGCGAUCGCACUAGCCUACUGGCUCUAUACGAAGAAAUACAGGCAAGGAUCCUGGAAAACUGGAGAAAAGGAAAAUGGAUCAGCGGAGGAGAGCAAAAAGCUGGAGGAAAAUCAAAGCCAAAAAGCUGAUGUGUAAUGUCAAAGGAGCCAUUCAGGGAUUAAUGACAGAUCCAUGAGAGGAGUAGAAAAACUGGUGGAAUCUGUGGAGAAAAAGAAGCUGUAACCGGUCCUGAGUAGCUUUGUCAGUUACAAUUCCACCAUCAUCUGUAAGGUGUCUGUGCCUCCCCUGUGCCGGGGGAUUUAAUUAAUAAUGUGUGUUGUAAAAUAUGUGAAUCUUUUGAGGUGAAGAUCAAGCCUGUUCAGAAACCUGUGUCUGUAAAGUGUUUAUUCAUAAUGUUGGGUUUAAUAUUUGACCCCCCCCCCCCCUCCCUCCCUCUGGAGAAAAAAGUUUUUUUUUGUAUGUGCAUCAGGUAUUUAGUUGAUGCAAAUUUUCAUUUGCAAUUUCACAUGGUAGAAACACUGUGGCCUUUAGUAUCUGCAAUGGACUUUUCCUGUAGAAUUACACACAGUACUAAUCUGUGGCAUGAUGUGAAGCAUGAUUUUCAGAUUUAUACUGAGCACUUGGCUCGUUUUCAGGUCUUAACAAGUCAAUGAGCAAAAUUAUAUCCCUAUAUUAUACUUCUUUGCAUCUAGAAGACCAUUAUUUACCAAUAUUUAGAUCUUAUUAGCAUUUCAAUAAAGACUGACUUUCAAUUGAGUUAAAAUGUCUACAUCGGACAAAUUACAUUGUGAUUUCAGAAGUAAGACGAUGCAGGGACCAAAGCUUGUUAAUGAAAACCAUGCCUUUUGCUUAUAUUGUUUAGCAUACCGUUUUCAAUAAGUGAAGACCAUGUUAAUUAGAGAUCUUAUUCAGAUCUCAAUAAUGUAUAUUUACACUCCCUUUAAUCUCUGAUUAUCACCAGUUUUGUGUGUUCUUUGUUUCAUUGUUUUGAUGCAGAAUUGGAUAUGAUCUGGUUUAAGCAUUACUUGUAAAUAUGGUAAACUUUUUUUCUAUGUUCUAUUUAUAUUGUUAUGGUUUAGCUAAAUGCCAGUGUUUUGACAUUACAGUAGCUAGUUUUAGUAAAUUUGUUGAAUGGUACGGUACAAUUGAUGGUAUUUCCUUGCAGGCUUCAAAAAUGUGAAAAUCUUUCCGUUUGCAUAGUGGUGUUGCUGUAUUCCCACACUUCAGUGCUUAUUCUGUGCAUUUAAUCCAUCAAACCAAAGAGGUUGAAUGUGGUCAUGCAAGUAUUGUACAUACUGAACAUUGUUUUGUACUCCUAGUUCAAAUAAAGUGUACAUUUUUAGGAAA